AUGGCGGGCAUCUUCGGAGGAGCCAACCAGGCCGCCUCGAGUAACGCCAACCCUACCCAAGGCGAUCUCUCCAAAGACGUCCCCCUCUCCGCCCCUCCCGACGACAGCAUAUCCGCGAUUCGAUGGAGCCCCAAGUCGGAUCAUCUUGCAGUCGCGAGCUGGGACAAGAAAGUAAGAGUGUAUGAGAUUUCAGCAAAUGGAGAGAGCAAAGGAGUCGCAAUGUUUGAGCAUGAGGGUCCCGUUCUGGAUGUGUGUUGGAGCCCGGUAAGUCUAGGAUGCGCACGAACACAACUAUAAGGGAACGAAACUGAUGGACUUCUCAGGAUGGCACCAAGGUCUUUGGUGCGGGCGCAGACAAGGCCGUGCGUAUGCUUGACCUCGCAGCCAACCCCAAUGGUCCAGCGCAACAAGUAGCAGCGCACGACCAACCCAUCAAAUGCGUUGAGUCCUUCGAGGCUGGCGGCGCCACUAUGAUCGUGACUGGCAGCUGGGACAGGCAUAUCAAGUACUGGAACCUGCAGCAGCAGACGCCUGUCGGCUCUGUAGAAUGCAAGGAGCGUGUCUACGCUAUGUCGCUCCACCCACAAAGCCAAAUGCUCGUCGUUGGUACCGCUGAGCGCUGGAUCCAUGUCAUCAACUUGGCCAAUCCUAACACCUUCCACAAGACCAUGCAGUCGCCACUCAAGUGGCAGACACGCGUGGUCAGCUGCUUCACUGAUGGCACUGGCUUCGCGGUUGGCAGUAUCGAGGGUCGCUGCGCGAUCCAGUACGUCGAUGAGAAGGACUCCUCCAACAAUUUCUCGUUCAAGUGCCAUCGCCAGAAUUCGACCACGGACCGCAACACCAGCAAUGUCUAUGCUGUGAACGCCAUCAGCUUCCACCCUACCCAUGGCACAUUCAGCACCGCUGGUGCAGACGGCACUUUCCACUUCUGGGACAAGGACGCGAAGCACCGUCUGAAGGGAUACCCCGAGGUUGGCGGCACCAUCACUGCGACCGACUUCAGUUAUAACGGCAACAUCUUCGCAUACGCUAUCAGCUACGACUGGAGCAAGGGCUACAGCGCCAACAACGCGCAGUUACCGAACAAGAUCAUGCUUCACCCCAUCGUGGGAGACGAGUGUAAGCCUCGCCCGAAGCCUGCUAAGCGGUGA
Molecule: messenger RNA, 1154 nt
Organism: Lecanosticta acicola
Lineage: Eukaryota; Fungi; Ascomycota; Dothideomycetes; Mycosphaerellales; Mycosphaerellaceae
Source: the annotation of a GenBank genome assembly